Fusarium vanettenii 77-13-4 is the source of this 2025-nucleotide messenger RNA. RefSeq lists its product as uncharacterized. Gene Ontology annotation, cellular component: nucleus. The record is from RefSeq and is a predicted model, not a curated record. The coding region runs from base 1 to 2025 and encodes 674 amino acids. Gene Ontology annotation, molecular function: 3'-tyrosyl-DNA phosphodiesterase activity; single-stranded DNA binding; double-stranded DNA binding. The transcript is spliced from 10 exons. NCBI's taxonomy places the organism in Eukaryota, Fungi, Ascomycota, Sordariomycetes, Hypocreales, Nectriaceae. Gene Ontology annotation, biological process: double-strand break repair; single strand break repair.
AUGACUGGAUCCCGCCAAGAUGUCCCCGACCCGGGGAGCGACAUGGACGAGGACGAGGCGCUGCGCUAUGCCAUCGCCCUCUCGCUUCAGGAACAGGAGAACCAAGAUCAGCAAACAUCACCCCAGGUCCCACCCGCAUCAGCUUCUUCAGCUUCAUCCAGCCGCCGGAACGGGACUGGUUCGGGCGGGGCCUCGUUCGGCCUCCUCUCGCUCGAUCGCAAGAAGAUGGAACAGGAAAGGCUGCAGAGGUUGGCCAAGCGGCGCCGCUCCCCUUUGGACGAAGACGACGACGACGUUGUAGAGGUUCCACCGCCCAAGAGAAGGACGCCCGUCGAACCGUCUAGGUCUCUGCCCGGGCCAUGGUCCCCGAGCUCGCCGCCGUUUCCAGGCGGUGUCGUCAAGCGGACUUGGGCGAGGGGAUAUCCACGCACUUCCGAGGACAUCAAGAUCGAGGAGGUGUUUCAGAAAGAUAGGCUGGAGCUUGCCGUCCUCAGCUCAUACCAGUGGGACGACGAGUGGCUUCUAUCAAAGAUCGACCUCAGGAGGACCAAGUUGCUGCUCGUGGCAUCUGCGGCAGACGAAUCCCAGAAGAGAGAAAUGCAAUCCAACACGCCACCGGGCAUCAGGUUCUGCUUCCCGGCCAUGAAUGGGCCCGGGGCGAUGCAUUCCAAGCUCCAGCUGCUCAAGUAUCCCGACUACCUCAGAGUGGUAGUACCCACUGCGAAUCUGGUCCCCUACGACUGGGGCGAGACUGGCGUCAUGGAGAACAUGGUCUUUUUGAUCGAUCUCCCCAAGCUAGAGGCCUCGGUCGACCACCAACCAACCCAUUUCAGUACCGAGCUCGGCCGAUUCCUGUCAGAGACCGGUGUUGGUGCGGGCAUGGUCAGCAGCCUCAGCAACUACGAUUUCUCAAGGACGAAGCACUUGGGGUUUGUGUACACCAUCCCAGGAGGUCAUGUUGGUGAUUCUCUCAAGCGAAUAGGAUACUGCGGACUCGGCAACAGUGUGGCUUCUCUCGGGCUAGCCACCGACGACCCCGUCGAGGUGGACAUGGUGUGCGCAUCUCUUGGAUCCCUCAACUACGACUUGGUGGGCGCAAUGUACAACGCCUGUAGAGGAGACGAUGGCAUGGCCGAGUACAAGUCGAGGAUAGGCCGAACGGGCGCAGCAGCCAAGAACAAGUCGUCAAGCCCAUGGGCAGCCAAGCUAAAGGACCGUUUCCGAAUCUAUUUUCCGACAGACGAGACGGUGGCCCAGAGUCGAGGAGGACGAAUGGCUGCGGGCACCAUCUGCGUCCAGCCCAAGUGGUGGCGCUCGCCGACCUUCCCCACCGAACUGGUGCGGGACUGUGUGAACACUCGGGAGGGACUCUUGAUGCACAGCAAGAUGAUCUUUGUGCGACGGAUCCCCAAGAGUACGGAAGCGGAAGAUGGAGACGGAGCUGGGCAGUCCAGUGCGGAGCCGCGACUGGGCAAAAGACGCGGACAGCAUGAGCCGGAUCACCAUGAUGAAAAUGAUGAUUCAGCGGAACUGAAUGCGGCGGUGCUAUCUCCGGGUUGGGCGUAUGUGGGCAGCGCAAAUCUGUCGGAGAGCGCGUGGGGCCGCAUAGUCAAGGACCGAGCGACAGGGCAGCCCAAGAUGAGCUGUCGCAAUUGGGAGAGCGGCGUUGUGGUGCGGGUGAGCAGCCGCAACAGCAGUAGCAGCAGCAGCAGCGGCAUUAGCAGUAGAGGCACCACCAACAGCAUGGGCCGCGCCAACGCCAACGCCGGCAGCACCAGCAGCACCAGCAGCACCAGCAGCAAGAACCGCCAGAGCAGUGCCGUCCUCGCGGCGGAGGCCCAGGCACGCGUGCAGGCGGGGAACCCAUCGGGCGAGCCGGACAAGGGAGGCGAUACGAGCCAUACCCAGCAGCAGCAGGUCACGGACAUGGGCAUAUUUGAUGGGACGGUUCCAGUCCCGGUGCGAGUGCCAGGGCGACGCUACCGAGCAGGCGAAGAGCCCUGGUUUUACAGUGGCCAGGGCUGA